AUGUCCCCAACUGUCUUCUACAAAUCUCCAACAGUCACUAACAUUUUUCCAACUGUCUUCUACAUGUCGACAACAGUCACUAACAAGUCUCCAACUGUCUUCUACAAGUCGACAACAGUCCCAAAAAGACAAACUCUCUACUACGAGUCGAUAACUGUCGCCAGCAAGUCCCCAAAUGUCUUCUACACACCUCCAACAGUCACUAACAAGUCUCCAACUGUCUUCUACAAGUCAAUAACUGUCUUCAACAAGUCCCCAACUGUCUUCUACAAGUCGACAACAGUCCCAAAAAGUCGGAAACUGUCUUCUACAAGUCGAUAA
Molecule: messenger RNA, 321 nt
Organism: Macrobrachium nipponense
Lineage: Eukaryota; Metazoa; Arthropoda; Malacostraca; Decapoda; Palaemonidae
Exons: 1
Coding region: 1-321 (106 amino acids)
Source: RefSeq, a predicted model, not a curated record